Manihot esculenta (cassava) is the source of this 888-nucleotide messenger RNA. RefSeq lists its product as uncharacterized. The transcript is spliced from 3 exons. The record is from RefSeq and is a predicted model, not a curated record. Lineage: Eukaryota; Viridiplantae; Streptophyta; Magnoliopsida; Malpighiales; Euphorbiaceae. Gene Ontology annotation, molecular function: ureidoglycolate hydrolase activity. The coding region runs from base 113 to 685 and encodes 190 amino acids.
AUACAAACGUGUAUUAUAGCCACGAUAUAGCUGCCCACCGCAACCAGCGGAGAACAAAAGGUGAUAAAACGAAGAAUUCCCGUUCUUUCUUAUCUGCUUUCGUUGAAGAGAGAUGGAAGUAUCUGGGGAAUCGAAGUCGACGCCGGCGACAAUAAACCUGAAACCAAUAGAAGCGACGCCGGAAAGCUUUCAAGAAUUCGGUCAAGUCAUAGAGCCAUCCGCAGAUGGCGAAGAGUUCGGUCCUCAAGAUGCCCAGUUGGACCUUAGCCAAGGAAUUCCUAGGUUUUAUAUUAUGCAUCUCGAAAACCGUCCGCUUAAGUUCUCGACGAUUACUCAUCACGCCAGUGUCACCCAAUGCCUUGGAUCCAUUGGAGGCCAUUUUUGGUAUCUGGGUGUAGCCAAGCCAUCGAUUUUCGGUUCAGAGAAACCAGAAGGGGGAGUUGAGCUUGUGAAGUCACGUUGUGGGCAUUUCUAUGCGCCUCCUGCUCCGGAUGAAGUGCGGGUUUUUAGGUUCUCUGGGCCUAAAUUCGUUAAACUUCAUCUUGGAACUUGGCAUGCGGGGCCUCUGUUUAAGGGGGACUCCAUGGAUUUCUACAAUCUGGAGUUGAGCAAUACCAAUGUAGUGGACCACACAACACAUAACUUCAAGAAUCGAGAUGGAGUGGUAUUUUCAGUAGAGGAGUAAUUGUGCAUGUUCUCUCAAGUUCUUUGUACAAAUAUGAUGCAUUGCUUAUAUGGAUGGAUUAUGUAUUACAAUCAAGGAAAUGUGUGUUCAUACUGUCUCAUUCUCCAUUUAUGUCUAAUACCCUUUGUAGCUUCUCAUCUACGAUUAGAUUGUCCGGGAAAAGUGAAUAAUACUUGGCGAAAUGCAUUGAAAAUUUGUUGGAC